This is a messenger RNA of Clonostachys rhizophaga, 777 nucleotides long. The record is from the annotation of a GenBank genome assembly. Lineage: Eukaryota; Fungi; Ascomycota; Sordariomycetes; Hypocreales; Bionectriaceae.
AUGGCAGACUCCAGCGAGUAUGACAAGGCUCUCGAGCAAUUGCGAUGCUUCGACACCAUGUUUCUAGUUGAUGACUCGGCACACAUGGAGCCGUACUGGGAGGACGUCAAGAAUCUGAUGGAGAUGGUAGCACCCAUCUGCGCCAAGCACGACCCGGACGGCAUCGAUCUCUACUUUGUCAAUCACCGCCCCGGAGGCCUCCUGGCCAAGGUGCCCGGCUUCCAGUCCAUCCGCAAGUCGGGAUACCCGCACAUCGGUGGGUUUGUCGGCAACAUGCUGCUGACAAGCAAGGGCAAGCAAAUCGGCGCCAUCUUUGACGAGAUCAAGCCCGCCGGCAAGUGCAACAUGGGCGCCAGGAUCGGCGGCCUGCUCAAGUGGUACUGCGAGAAGUUCCAGGCAGGCGAGGAGCGUGCGGCUCUCAAUUUGGUGGUGUUGACUGCUGGAGAAUUUGAUGAUGACAUCAAGAAGCCACUCAUCACGGCAGCCCGAACUCUUGAUGAGGCAAAGGCGCCAUCGCACCAGGCUGGCGUACAGCUAUUCCGUCUGGGCGCGCCUCAUAUUGAGCGACAGAACACGCUCAAGCACCUGGACGAUGAGCUGCACAAGGAGGCUGGCACGCGGGAUAUUGUUGAUACUGUGUCAUGGAACGGGCACGGACUGGAAAUGUCCAACGAGCAGCUGCUCAAGGUCGUCCUUGGAGCAGUCUCAAAGAAGGUUGAUAUGCGGGCGUCCGAGCUGCACUUGGAUAAUUCCACUGCUGCCCUCCGAGCCGAAUAA